AUGCACAAAGAAAAUGAAGAAGCAGAAGGAAAACCGCACAAGCCGAAGCCGAAACAGAACCGCAGGGCUGAGCGCCGAACACCCACCGUCACAGAAGACAAAUGCCGAAGCGCACAAAUCAAUCAAGUCAUCGUUAAGAAUAUGCAAAAGGUAGUCGAUACCAGCACAAUGAAAUGCCAACAUAUGGAGGAAUUCGAAGUUCCCUGGUCGCAGUGUCACGAGGGCCUUGGGAUCGUCAUGAAGGACAACGACAGUGCCGACACAGGGCUAGCAUAA
Messenger RNA from Penicillium canariense, 276 nucleotides. RefSeq lists its product as uncharacterized. The coding region runs from base 1 to 276 and encodes 91 amino acids. The record is from RefSeq and is a predicted model, not a curated record. The transcript has a single exon. NCBI's taxonomy places the organism in Eukaryota, Fungi, Ascomycota, Eurotiomycetes, Eurotiales, Aspergillaceae.